Contarinia nasturtii (swede midge) is the source of this 1668-nucleotide messenger RNA. RefSeq lists its product as uncharacterized. Bases 67 to 1668 code for a protein of 533 amino acids. Lineage: Eukaryota; Metazoa; Arthropoda; Insecta; Diptera; Cecidomyiidae. Gene Ontology annotation, molecular function: protein binding. The record is from RefSeq and is a predicted model, not a curated record. The transcript has 2 exons.
UAUUCACUUUGAACGUUGGCGAACGAAUUUUUUUUAGUUUAUAGAGUAUUUCAAAGUUUAAACAAAAUGCCAUUCAUUUGCGAUGACAUCAAUUGGAGAUAUGUUGAUGAAGAGGAUCAAUAUGACAAAAGUCGAUAUGUUGUCGUACGAAAGCUUCACAUCACAUUAAAUACAGGACCUUGGCAAGUUUUGGAAUUGUCACAAUUUACACCGGAUGAAAUUCGUCGGCGACUCCGAAAGUUUGGAGACAUUGAAUCUAUAGAUAUGUUAUCGUCUAUCGAGGCUGAUGUUACGUUUGUUUGCGAUCGAAAUGCAUAUUUGGCGCAGUUGCAACAGGACUAUGACAUUCAAAUCAGAAGACAACGACCAUUUCGCAUCCGUCCAGCCGACACCUGGAACCAACCUCAAGAUGUAUCAACUGAACCCAUCGAUGAAUCUGUACAAACAUCUGAAAUAUUCAAUUUGAAUGAAGACUGUCUAUUGUAUUUGUUCAGAUUUUUGGAUCUUGAUUCGCAGGUCCAUUUAUCCGAAGUUUGUAAGCUUUUUGCACAACUUUUGCAUAAACAUUGUUUUCCGCGAGUUCGAUAUUUUUCGGUGGAAAAUGAUGGUCACAAUAUUCAAAUGCCAUUGGCAAAAAUGAGACGAACUUUACGUUGCAUUGGAGCUCAUAUUACAGACUUAAAGUACACAUGUAAUAUUUAUAACGAUGUUCAGUCAAUGAUGCGAUUUGUAGAGGUGUUGGCUCAGUUCGUUGGGCCAAACUUGCGACGAGCUCAAUUUUUAAACAGUCUCAUCUGUAUGGGAAAACAAAUAUCGACACUUGCACCAAUCCUACGAAAUUUAGAAUCAUUAGAAAUAUAUGAUUCGCUUCACGAUUGCUAUGAUGAUAUCGAUUUCGAAGAAAUAUGCCCAAAUUUAACGGAAUUGAAAUUGAAAUUGAAUAUGCGAUUGGAAAAAUGUUGUAAGCCAUGGCGACAACUACAACAUCUCUCGGUAUUGUCGAAUGAAUUUCUCAAUACGAUAACAUUUGUGGAUUUUUUGGAACAAAAUCCACGAUUGAAAACGAUAGAAUUCGAUGUAUUUGAGAGUGAUGUUAAGUUAGGUGCGAUUGGUAAACAUCUACCAAUGUUAGAAAAAUUAACAAUGGAUUCCAUCGAUGUAAGUUUGGGACCAUGGGAUUUUCAACACAUUGCAGCCUUACAAUUGACCGAAAUUAAUUUGAUGACACUGAAUUAUGAGCAUUUAAGUGGUUUUUUCGAUUGUCUGAGUACAUUCACAAGAUUACGUAAAAUUGAUUUUCAUGCAACACGUCCACUGGCCGAAGAAGAUGACGAAAAAGACUAUGAACGAUCAUUGGUUAAUAUGGUUAAAUCGUUACCAGAGCUUGAAGAAUUCUCGCUUAGAUCUGUAUCAAUCACUGAGAAGACUUUACUUGAAUUUUUAAGAUCUGCGCAGCAGCUGAAGAUUAUCCAUACACAUUGGUGUCUAUUGAAGUUCUCGGAUAUACUUAUUUUAGAUAUUGUUGGCAUUUUAAAGUGCAUUCGACCAAAUAAGAAUUUGUUAUUUUAUGUGGAUCCAGCUGAUUAUAUCUGUAUACGUGUUACACGAAAUGAAGACGUUAAACAGUAUCUUAGCAUUAGUUCGAAAUGUCAACAUUUAGGAUUUUGA